Messenger RNA from Papilio machaon (common yellow swallowtail), 1135 nucleotides. It is a transcript of the gene Dhpr, whose product is annotated as dihydropteridine reductase. Bases 321 to 1025 code for a protein of 234 amino acids. Gene Ontology annotation, molecular function: NADH binding; 6,7-dihydropteridine reductase activity; NADPH binding. Lineage: Eukaryota; Metazoa; Arthropoda; Insecta; Lepidoptera; Papilionidae. The transcript has a single exon. Gene Ontology annotation, biological process: tetrahydrobiopterin biosynthetic process; L-phenylalanine catabolic process. The record is from RefSeq and is a predicted model, not a curated record. Gene Ontology annotation, cellular component: cytoplasm.
GCAUUAAGUAUUGACCGGUUGGCUAUUGGUUCUAAUCUAACUGUUGAUUGUUCUUAUCACAAGCUUUUCGCGUAUCUGAAUGCUGUUUAAUACGAACAAUUAACUUUUUUAAACUUUAAAAAACCUUCGUGGUCAUAUGGUUAUUUGUGUCAUAGAAUUUAAUAAAAAGUGAGUGUCGAGGUUAGCGCAUGAGACAGACUGAGGCUAACUUGGUGCAGUACGUAUCGUUCGUGCCCUACUCAAUAACUUAAUACUUGUUGCUUUGUUUUAUUAUAACAUAGUUAGUAAGUUUUCAAACGCGACUAUAGUAAGACGUGACGAUGGCGACCAGCAGAAUUGUUGUUUACGGCGGCCGCGGUGCUUUGGGUGCUGCAUGUGUGAAUCAUUUUAAGCAAGCCAACUGUUGGGUGGCCAGCAUUGAUUUAAACCCGAACGAAAACGCAGAUGUUAACAUCACAGUUCCGAAAGACGCCUCGUGGUUGCAGCAAGAGGAGCACGUUGUUAAGGAACUCGGCACGGCUCUGCAAGGUCAGAAAGUGAAUGCCGUGAUAUGUGUAGCCGGAGGUUGGGCCGGUGGAAACGCGGCCAAGGAUUUAAGCAAGCAAGCUGAUUUAAUGUGGCGUCAGUCGGUAUGGAGCUCUACUAUUGCUGCUUCCCUUGCGGCUACAUACUUGACUCCUGGAGGAUUGUUAGCCUUGACUGGUGCUAAGGCUGCUUUGGAAGGUACUCCAGGUAUGAUUGGGUAUGGGAUGGCUAAGGCUGCAGUACAUCAAUUAACAAAGUCACUUGGUAGUAAGGAUUCUGGGCUUCCAGAAAAUUCCUUGGCGGUAGCUAUUAUGCCUGUGACAUUAGAUACAGAAAUGAAUAGGAAAUGGAUGCCUAAAGCUGACUUUAGCACCUGGACUCCGCUAUCAUUUGUAGCACAGUUAUUUGAUAAGUGGACUAAAGGAGAGGAGCGUCCAGCCAGUGGCAGUUUGGUAGCGCUAGUCACAAAGAAUAAUGUUACAGAAUUAAUCGUUCAGUAAACAGAACAAAUAAUAUAAUCUGUGCUGUAACAAUAAAUAUUAUUUAGUAGAUCUUGCCUGUGCCACAUAUUGCACAAUUUUAUUAUACAUUUAAUGAAUAUAUCUAUAGA